AUGCGAUUUGGGAAGAAGGGUAAACUAAGUCGAAGAUUUAUUGGUCCGUAUGAAAUCUUGGAUAGGAUUGGUCAAGUAGCUUACCGGUUGGCCUUACCUAUGGAAUUGGAUAAGGUGCAUGAUGUAUUCCAUGUGUCUCAACUGAAGAAGUACGUUCACGAUGCUUCGCAUGUGAUCAACCCUGAGGUUGUGGAGAUGGAUGAAUCUCUCUCAUAUGAGGAAAAACCAGUACAGAUAUUGGAUUCUAAGACCCGUGAUACCCGAAGGAAAUCCAUAAAGCUUGUGAAAGUAUUGUGGUCCAACCACUUAGCUGAGGAAGCUACGUGGGAAGUUGAGGAGGAUAUGAGAAAUCGGUAUCCGGAGUUGUUUGCUUCAGGUAAUAGUCAAGUUACGGGGACGUAA
Molecule: messenger RNA, 402 nt
Organism: Ipomoea triloba (trilobed morning glory)
Lineage: Eukaryota; Viridiplantae; Streptophyta; Magnoliopsida; Solanales; Convolvulaceae
Exons: 3
Coding region: 1-402 (133 amino acids)
Source: RefSeq, a predicted model, not a curated record